AUGGAUGGGAAUUUCAAGGCAGAGCAUAUGCAUCCAAAGGAUGCUGGCAGAAAAGCCUGGUUGAUGGAUGGAAAGGGGUACAUGGUUGCAUCACAGCCAUACAAGGAAUAUUUGAGCAGCACUAAAAAUGUGGUUGAGCUACAUGCCAAUGCCUAUAUAUCCAUGCUGGAUGGCAUGUGGAUCUGCCCUGGCAUUGGGUUGUGGCAUGUUCAUGGCCACUGCACAGAAUGCUUUCCACAAUAUGCUCCCAAUUUCAUUGUGGGUGCUGGCCAGGUGGAUGGGGAGAUCAUGGAAACCUUGUGGUCCUCCCUGAAUAUCAUUUCCCCAUCUGCUAGAUGCAUGGAUACUCCCCAUUGGCAGGAGGUACUUGAUUUCCAAAUGAAUGAUAGCAAUUUCCUGAAAAUGGUCAGAAUGUCAAUGAGACUCAAGUGGAAACUCAAGGUUGCUGAGGAAUCUUAUUUAGUGGUUGAAGGCAGGUUUGCUGAUUUGAAUGGUAAUGUCCAACCAGCAAUCAGCCAAUCAUGGGGGGAAGAAGCAGCAGUGGCAUUGAAAGACCAGCUGUCAAUGCCACAGGCCAUGGAUAUAUAUGAGGUCAGGCUGCAGAAAGGAUUUGCACUGAGUGGUAUUGAAGCUCCCUCUGCAAAGGCAAUCAAGAUAGAUUUACUGGCCAUCCCCCAGCCAAGGCAUUUGCAGGGUAUGUCCCAUAUACAUGGCAUUUUUGACACUGCCAAAAAACUAUUUGGGGACAGAUUUGAGGAUGCCAAGCUGUGCCAGUCAUCUAACCUGCAUGAUCCAGAAACCAUUGCAUUGCUGCUGCCAUCCAAUGUUGGCAAAGAUCAUUUUGAACAAUCUGGCCUGUGGUAUGUGACAAUAAUGGAGCUGCAACUGUGGCAAGGACAGGCCAAUGAUUGUCUUCAUGAACUGCAGCUUGUGCUUGCAGAGAAGGUGGUCAUCUUUCGAACUGACAUUCACCAUGGAAGUAAUUACCACAUGGCCACACAUGCCUGGGGAAGGGUGGCCAAUGCUGAAGCAGCAGUGCAAUGUCAUGCCACUGUGAACUGCUGGUGCUGCAUUCAAAUGGGCAGGUUAGGGGCCAGGCUGGAUAUCCUGGAACAAUACAAAGAGUUGAAUGACUCCAACCUAACUAUCAGCAUGGCAGUAUCUGACCCAAAUGCCAGAGGUCACAGAGACAAUACCCUACCUUGGAUCUGGACAAUGGAUGUACCAAGGGACAUGGCCACCAAUGAUUGGAUGUCAGAAUGUGAGAGGAGCAAUCACAUGGAAGGAGGAGGUUCAGCUGUUGAAAUGUGA
This is a messenger RNA of Pisolithus orientalis, 1311 nucleotides long. RefSeq lists its product as uncharacterized. The transcript is spliced from 5 exons. Lineage: Eukaryota; Fungi; Basidiomycota; Agaricomycetes; Boletales; Pisolithaceae. The record is from RefSeq and is a predicted model, not a curated record. Bases 1 to 1311 code for a protein of 436 amino acids.